Molecule: messenger RNA, 390 nt
Organism: Haemonchus placei
Lineage: Eukaryota; Metazoa; Nematoda; Chromadorea; Rhabditida; Trichostrongylidae
Source: the annotation of a GenBank genome assembly
AUGGUCUCCGCCACCUCAGAGCCACAGAAUCACAACGGCGACGUUGUCGCCGUCAUCGGAUGUGGUUUGAUGGGCAGCGGCAUUGCACAGGUGUGCCUUGCCUCUGGCUACAGUGUCAAUCUAUAUGGAAGAAGUGAUCAGGCACGAGUAGCGGCUAAGGACCAAAUACGGCGUGGUUUGGUCAAGAACGCCUCAAAGAAACAGGGAGACGAAAUUUCACCUGUGGACACAGUGGAAAAAGCAGUUGAUUGCCAAAUGGGACAACUCAAGCUUUGUGGAGAUAUUCGUGAAACUGUAUCAAACGCCUUGUACGUUAUUGAAGCGGUUGUAGAAAAGAAAGAAGUCAAAGAUGAAAUCUUCACUGAAGCUCAGAUUCACUGCCCACCGUGA